Messenger RNA from Clupea harengus (Atlantic herring), 2038 nucleotides. It is a transcript of the gene timm23b, whose product is annotated as translocase of inner mitochondrial membrane 23 homolog b (yeast). Gene Ontology annotation, biological process: protein import into mitochondrial matrix. The record is from RefSeq and is a predicted model, not a curated record. Gene Ontology annotation, molecular function: transmembrane protein transporter activity. Gene Ontology annotation, cellular component: TIM23 mitochondrial import inner membrane translocase complex. NCBI's taxonomy places the organism in Eukaryota, Metazoa, Chordata, Actinopteri, Clupeiformes, Clupeidae.
AAACCCUAAUUUAUUUAACAGUGUAUGCUUUGGUGGCUAUAAAAUUGGAUAUGUAUUAAUAUUACUGACUUCUAUAACAAGAACAUUGGUGUUAUUUAAAUGCAUGGAUGAUGAUCAGCGCCAGGACUGUUGGUGCUUAAUGUUACAACUGCUUUACGGCAGUCAGAUAUGUUCGAAAUACAUAGCCUAAACAUGUCAGGCAGACAUCUGGCUGUGUCAGCAUAGCUUUCCCAAAUACUGUAUGAGAGUAUACCUACAAGUUCAAUGGUAUGUUAUUUUCUCUUUGAAAUCCAUGUUUUAGCUAGCAACCAAAGGUAUCCGGUGGCUAGGAUAACGUUAACGUUACCGUUUAGCAUAUAAUUUGUAUCUGCACAAUUAAUAAGAUUUCCCUUGCUGCAAGGGAACGGGCGAUUAGCUUGUUUUAUCUUGACCUUGUUACCUUGAUGGCCGAGCUUUAGGUAACCGGAAUAGAUUAAGCAAAGUGUCUGACUGACACUAAUAAUAGUAAUUGAGCUGGUAAGUAAUUGGAACAGUGCUAGAACAGAAUAGUGCUAACAGUUAGUCGUUUGCUAAUUAACUAUCCGACGGAAACAUAACCGCAUCAGCAUGGAUGAUAAUACACCAGGAUCAUCACCAGGAGGGUCCAAAGACGGCCUCACCGGCCUCCUCAGGGGGACGAAACCGGGCUACUCCAACACGGAUCUAGCUGGUGUUCCAUUGACAGGCAUGAGUCCCCUGUCGCCAUAUCUGAACGUUGAUCCACGAUACCUUUUGCAUGACACUGAGGAGUUCAUCCUGCCCACUGGUGCCAAUAAGACCAGAGGGCGCUUUGAGUUGGCCUUCUUCACCAUUGGCAGCUGCUGCAUCACAGGUGCAGUCUUUGGAGCGUUGAACGGACUUCGUACGGGGCUGUCCGAGACCAAAGACAUGGCCUGGUCCAAGCCCCGGAAUGUGCAGAUGCUGAAUCAGGUGAUGCGCCAAGGAGCGACAUGGGCCAACACACUGGGCUCCGUGGCCUUGUUGUACAGUGUGUUUGGAGUAGCCAUUGAAAAGGCCAGAGGAGCUGAGGAUGAUGUCAACACUGUGGUUGCCGGGAUACUGACAGGUGUGCUCUACAAAUCACCAGGUGGUCUGCGGAGUGCAGUUCGAGGGGGUGUGGCUGGUCUGGCGUUGACGGGGGUCUAUGCUCUCUACAACAACUGGGAGCACAUGAAGGGGAGCCGGUACUGAUCCACUUGCAUGCUGGGAUACUGGAGGACUGGAGUCCCUGAAGCUCCCAGAAGUAACAACGCCACAUUAAUCAGAUUAUUUGCACUCAUUACUAAGCAAACUGCACUAGUGUUUCGCUUAAAGAAUCCCCAGUGGGGUUCUGCUUACCAGUACUACGGAACGUGGAACGUGAAACCGACUGCCCUGCAAGCAGACUGAUUGGCUGAUUCAACAGCUGUAUGUUAUGUGUGUAUGUCCCUGACAGCAGGAUUUUGUUAAGUGCUCAGGGCCAAAAAGUGUUGCUGUGUGUGUGUGUGUGUGUGUGUGUGUGUGUGUGUGUGUGUGUGUGUGUGUGUGUGUGUGUGUGUGUGUGUGUGUGUGUUUGUGUGUGUUUGUACAAUCUUAAACUAUGCUCUCCUGUAGUGUUGCUGCCUUCACUGAAUAAGCCCUAGAGUUAUUUUUAUGAGUUCUAAAAGCUUUGGCUUGUUUCUGUGUGUUUCAUAAAUCAGGGCCUUGUGUUGGGGUGGGGUGUGUGAUUCCGAAUGUCUAAAUGCACUCAGUGAAGUCAGGAAGCCUGGAUUCGUCACUGAUCUCUGGCUACUGAAAUGAAGAAAAUGUAUAAUUUCACUUUGUUCAUCUGCAAUGCAAAGAUGUUUUGAUCUUUGAAGACGUCUUAAGACGUGUUGAACUAAUGUGUUUGGACCAAGCAUUAUUCCAUUGUCUUAGCUUGUGUUUUGUUUUAUUGUCUUGCUGUGCUGUUAUCCACGCUGUGGAUGUUUCUGAACUGUUCCUUCUGGCACAUGAUAAUUAAACACACGCGCUAUCAUUA